AUGGUUUGUGAUGAUUGUCAAAAAAAAGUCGGUAAAGUUGCCACUCAAGAUGUAUGGAAAAGUGGAUCACGCAAUACUAUUGAAAGUGGUGGUAAAAAAUUAAAUGAAAAUAAAUUAUUAACAGGAAAAUCAUCUCGAUAUAGUCCAUAUACAACGAAAUUCAACAAAUGUAAAGUUUGUAAAGCAACAAUUCAUCAACCAGGCAGUACUUAUUGUCAAGGUUGUGCAUAUAAAAUGGGUAUCUGUGCGAUGUGUGGUGUAAAAAUUUUACAAACAAAAAAUUAUCGUCAAUCAGUUGUUUAA
Adineta steineri is the source of this 303-nucleotide messenger RNA. The record is from the annotation of a GenBank genome assembly. Lineage: Eukaryota; Metazoa; Rotifera; Eurotatoria; Adinetida; Adinetidae.